AUGUCCGUCGCAGCGGUCCAGAACUACGACCAUCUCCGCCGCAAAAACAGCUCCAAGUCCUUCCUCACACGCGGCGACAGCUACCGACGGUCGGCGCGAGGCUCAGAUGGCACAGUGAACACCAGCGCCAGCUCGAGCGCGCGGACGAACAUCACGGCGCCUCCGGAGUAUAGCAAGAAGUUUGUUGUGGUCGGCGACGGCGGGUGCGGGAAGACUUGCUUGUUGAUCAGCUAUUCGCAAGGAGUGUUCCCAGAGAAAUAUGUACCGACAGUCUUCGAGAACUACAUCACGCACGUCGAGCACAAGAACACCGGCAAGACUGUUGAGUUGGCGCUAUGGGACACCGCAGGACAGGAGGAUUACGACCGACUGAGACCGCUUUCAUACCCAGAGACAGACCUGCUCUUCGUCUGCUUCGCCAUCGACUGUCCCAACUCGCUCGAGAAUGUUCUUGACAAGUGGUACCCCGAAGUCCUGCAUUUCUGCCCAACGACCCCCAUCAUCCUCUGCGGCCUCAAAUCCGACCUUCGCGGCAAGCGAACAUGCAUCGAGCUGCUCAAAACCCAAGGUCUCACCCCCGUCACACAACAACAAGGCCGCGCGGUCGCCGACAAGAUGGGCGCCAUGUACAUGGAGUGCUCGUCCAAAGAGAUGACCGGCGUACACGAGAUCUUCGAGACAGCAAUCGACACCGCCGUACGAGGACGAGAGGAGGAGCAUGCGCAAGUGAGCGGCGCGACAGGAAAGUCCGGCGUGCCUGCGAAGAGGAAGAAGCGGAGUAACUGCAAGAUUCUCUGA
This is a messenger RNA of Saxophila tyrrhenica, 798 nucleotides long. RefSeq names its product RHO4 protein (gene rho4). The record is from RefSeq and is a predicted model, not a curated record. Bases 1 to 798 code for a protein of 265 amino acids. The transcript is spliced from 3 exons. Gene Ontology annotation, biological process: small GTPase-mediated signal transduction. Gene Ontology annotation, cellular component: cytosol. Lineage: Eukaryota; Fungi; Ascomycota; Dothideomycetes; Mycosphaerellales; Extremaceae. Gene Ontology annotation, molecular function: GTPase activity; protein kinase binding; GTP binding.